CGCACGACCUCCCCCGCCAGCGAAUCCCUCCUCCAACCCAGCACAAAAUGCCUCCCAGAAGAGCUGCCGGCCGCGCGCCCGCUACAAUUUCCCAUGCUCCCGGCGCACCAGCAAACGAAACCGCCUGGCAACGAUUCCUGCGCACGGAGAUCUAUGCACUGGAGAAACGGGCUGGGAACUGGACGUAUGUGACCAGUGUUGGGUUGUUCGUGGGGAGCAUCGUCGCUGUGAGGCUUUGGGGUACUGGUCUUGUACCUGUAUGAGCAUGCUUUGGUUGAAGUUGCACGCAUGCUAUACUGGAGCGCUGGCAGUUCGUUCGCUUGACGACUAUUUGCCAUCCACCCUACCGAAGCCGAUCACCGUAGAGGAUUGUGGGGUUUGCUGAUGUAUCUCUUUACAUUUCACUGCAUGUACACGAUGACUCCUGACCCAACGGCUAAUUCAUUUCUCACUCCUC
Molecule: messenger RNA, 457 nt
Organism: Dacryopinax primogenitus
Lineage: Eukaryota; Fungi; Basidiomycota; Dacrymycetes; Dacrymycetales; Dacrymycetaceae
Exons: 2
Coding region: 48-263 (71 amino acids)
Source: RefSeq, a predicted model, not a curated record